AUGGAGCUUUCCUCCGGUCAAGCUUUAGAUUUGAACUUCUCUCAAGAAUUAUUGGAUUCUGCUCAAGAAUUAAUGGACUCAUCUCAAGAAUUAUUGGAAUCAUCUCAAGAGUUAGUAGAAACAUUUCCUGAUGAAGAGCGUGAUGAAACGCAUGAUGAAACGCAUGAUGAAGUGCAUGAUGAAGCGCAUAGUGAAGCGUAUGAUGAAGUGCAUGAUGAAACGUUUGAUGAAGUGCAUGAAGUCCAUAAAGGACAAGAUUUGGUUGGGAUUAAUGAUCCGUUACCUCAUAUUAAUAAACCAAUUGUAUUCGCUAUUGAUGAUACUUUUCCUAACUGGCUAAUUGCAGAAUAUUAUGUUACUCAAUAUGGCCGCCAAAAGGGAUUUGUUGCAAUUAAGAUACGUUGUAAAACUGAUCAUAAUGGGCAUUUAACAAACCUGUAUUAUAAAUGUGAAUUUGGUGGAACAUAUCAAUCAAAAAAGACUAAUAACUUACAAAAUCAACAUAAUAAAGGCUCUAAAAAAAUUAAUUGUGAUUGGAAAGUUAACUUGUCAUCUGCAACUAGUAUGAUUCAUAUCACUAGUUUUAAUGAUCACCAUGUUGAGCAUCAACUUUUACCGGAUACAAAUAUUUUUGCCCCAGUAAAUCGCCGGUUUUCUGAUGAUUGUCAUGAAGAAAUUCGGCACUUGGUAGUAAAUGUAAUAGAAGCAAUACAACAAUGUAUUGAGCGUGAAAAUUUUAAUGAACAGUUCAAUUUAUGGUCUCAGGAACGAAUUAAUUAUAAUGAUAAUAUUGUUUUACGUUCUGUUUUUUCAGAAAUCGUCCAACAAAUCAAUAAAUAUUUAACUCCAAAUCUAGCAACUGAGCAACAAAAACAGAUAGUUCAAUCAACGAUAUACCAUGCUCAGAUAUUCAAUUUGUGGGACUCUGAUAAUUCGUUAAACUUACAAGAAAUUACAUACAAUAAUGAUUUUAUUGAGAACAUUUAUGACAUUUCACAAUUAUAUUUAUUGGCUCUGAUUAAAGAAAAUGAAUAUUUUUCCGUUAAAGAACUAUUUCUAACAUCAAGUCGAAAUACUGAAUUAACACCGAUUAUACAUCAAUUAAGUAAUGCGAUGAGCAUGAACUUACUUAGAAUUGAUGAUAUUCAGGAAAAUAACCUUCAAAAAUCAAUAAAUAAAAAGUAUCAGUAUAACAAAUCAAUGAGCCUCGCAAAGAAAACUAUUACAUUACAGGGUGAAAGUGAAAAUGACAAUGAAUUAGAUACUAUCUUGAAAAAUUAUAUUGAAAAGAAGAUACUUCAGCAUGAAAAAGAAACUAAAGAAAGGGAACAGAGAGUUCUUAGAGAAAAUUACAAUUUAGAGAAUGUUUUAGCUGUAAAGACAGAUAACGAACAAAUAAUUUCUAUCGAUGAUGUUGCUAAUCCUUUACGUCAUGUUGGAAAAGGGGCUCCACGCAAGAAUCGUAUUAAGGGUGUGCAAGAAGAAUAUCAACCAAAAAAGAAAGUUAAAUCAAAUACAGGUACCGGUACCAGACUUUGUGGAUACUGCCAUGAACCCAAUCAUUAUCAAAACAUGUGUCCACAAAAAAGAUCUAACCUAGAAGAGUAA
Messenger RNA from Scutellospora calospora, 1608 nucleotides. Lineage: Eukaryota; Fungi; Glomeromycota; Glomeromycetes; Diversisporales; Gigasporaceae. The record is from the annotation of a GenBank genome assembly.